This is a messenger RNA of Metopolophium dirhodum (rose-grain aphid), 904 nucleotides long. RefSeq lists its product as uncharacterized. Bases 386 to 811 code for a protein of 141 amino acids. The record is from RefSeq and is a predicted model, not a curated record. Lineage: Eukaryota; Metazoa; Arthropoda; Insecta; Hemiptera; Aphididae. The transcript has 2 exons.
GGACAUUGUUACAGAGUUACACAGAAUGAUAUAUCUGUGAUGACUGGUGACUCAUUUGUUAAUAGUUUUACUAAUUAUUAAUUACACUUAUCACUUUUUGGAUUUUAGAAUCAUUUUUAAUUUUAUUAUUUAAACUAUUUAGUUUGGGAGAUCCGGACAUCUUCUAGAUGCAAAAGUGCGAACUACGAUUUUGUGAACGUCUAUCUUGUAACUUGUAAUUUUGUAAAUAUUAAAUACUAAAAACUAAAAACGUAAAUUUCUUUACCUACUUAUUAUUAACUAUAUAUUUUUAUCAUCCUAGUCAACCUCGAUAUCAAAUAUAUUACAUUUGAAAAUAAUUACAAAUAAAAAAUACUACUGCCCUAUAGAUAUUAACUUUUAAAACAUGACAUCGCUAUUGCAUCAGAUGUGUAACAUCAAUAAAACUGCAAGAAUUAGCUCACUCAACAUUUAUAAACAAUUUCUAUGUACUAAAUCUGAUGACCCAAUCCAAUCUCAUAUAGGAAAAUUAGUGAAGGGUAACAAAAUUGUCGUCUUUAUGAAAGGUGACCCACAAGCUCCCAGAUGUGGGUUUAGCAAUGCAGUUGUUGAUAUUUUGAAUAUUCACAAAGCUAAAUUUGAGGCUCAUGAUGUACUUGUUGAUGAAAAUCUUAGAAAUGGAAUAAAAGAAUUUUCCAAUUGGCCAACAAUUCCCCAAGUUUUUGUAGAUGGAGAAUUCAUUGGUGGUUGUGAUAUUUUGUUGCAAUUGCAUAGGUCAGGCGAAUUAGAUAAAAUACUAGAAAAGAACACUCAAGAAAAGCCUGAAGCAUAAAAAUGUAUAAAAGUGUUAUUAAUUAAUUUAAAAAUUAUGUAGUUGCUUACUUAUUGAAUGAACAAUAAAAGAGUAAAAUGUGCUGUUAUAAAU